AUGGAAAGCAAGGUGUCUUUGUUCGUCGCGCUGGUCCUGAUGAUCGCGGUCGCCUCCUCGCCUGCUUCUGGCAGCACCUCGCCGCCGAUCAGGGCCGUCAAUCUCGGCGGGUGGCUGGUGGUGGAGGGGUGGAUCACACCCGACCUGUUCAAUGGAGUGGACAGCAAAGCUCUCAUGGAUGGAACGCGCAUCACCCUCUGGUCCGUCUCGCAGAAGAUGUUCUUAAGCGCCGCGGGCGGCGGCGGGUCGGCGGUCACGGCCGACCAGAGCAAGGCUCAGGACUGGGAGAUCUUCAGGCUUUGGAAAAUGGACAGCUCCGGUCACAUGUUCAAGAUUCGUUCUAAUAAAAAUCAAUUCAUUAGCAUCAAUGAUGGUGAACAAUUGGUUGCCACGGCAACCUCUCAUAGUCAAGCUGGGGAAUUCCAGUUCAUAAUUAACAAGAAAAACAGAGAGAAAAUCCGGAUCAGAGCUCCAAAUGGAAAAUUCUUGCAGGUGGAGCAAUCAGGUUCAGUAACUGCAAAUAGUGAAGCAAGUGGAAGCUGGAGUGACAAGGAUCCAUCUGUUUUCAAGAUACAAGUUACUGGACAGAUGCAAGGAGACACUCAGCUGUGCAGUUUCUAUGGAGCAGAACAAGCUGUAAGCAUGUUACAGGAUCACUGGAGUACUUUUAUAGUUGAAGAUGACUUCAGCUUCAUUUCAUCAAAUGGACUGAAUGCAGUACGCAUUCCAGUUGCAUGGUGGAUUACAAAUGAAGCAAACACUCCAUCCUGUCAUCCUCCCAGUUAUCCUCGCUAUCAAGCGGUUUUGGAUAAGGCUUUUGAUUGGGCAGAUAAGUAUAACUUAGGUGUCAUUGUUGACCUUCAUGCUGCACCAUGGUCACAGAAUGGCCAUGAACACAGUGGAUCCAGAGAUGGUACUGUGGGUUGGGGCACUAGUGAUGGAAAUAUUGACCAGACUGUCCAAGUAAUUGAAGCCCUUGCAGCCAGGUAUGCUUCAAGAAAAAGCCUUCUAGCAAUUGAGCUUCUCAAUGAGCCAUCAAUAGAAGUGCAGUUCGAUGCCCUAAAGAAGUACUACAAAGCUGGUUAUGAAGCAGUCCACAGGCAUGUGCAGCGUGAUGAUGUUUAUGUGAUCAUGUCAGGACGACUAAUCCAGAAUGGUGCUACUGAGAUGGUCGACUUCGCCAGUAGGUUCAAAAAAUGUGUUCUUGAUGUGCACUAUUACAACCUCUAUGACCCCAAGUACGAAAGCAUGAGUGCGGGGCAGAACAUAGACUACGUGAAGACCGUGCGGGCAAACCAUCUGAAUACUCUCAUGAGACAAAAUGGCGCACUAGUCUUUGUGGGCGAAUGGGCUGCACAAUGGGAGGUGAAGGGUGCAUCUCAUGAGGAUUACAAGAGGUUUGCAGCGGCCCAAAUGGACGUCUAUGGCCAGGCCUCAUUCGGGUGGGCUUACUGGACCUACAAGAAUCCAAAUCGCAACUGGAGUCUGAAGGACAUGAUCAACGACCAUAUCAUUUCGGUGACAAAAAACUAGGAUAGUUCCGUAUAUGGUAAAGUUGUGUGUGUUAUAAAUAAAUGAUGUACAAGCUUUUUCUUGCUUGAAACAUCAUUUUGUGCUUUUCUGAAAGUGUGAUGUCAUCCAAACUAUAUGAAUGAUUACUGCUCUUUCUUUUUUUCUUUUCUAUCGUCUAAUAAAGCUUGCGGCGAAUUCCUUGCCGUCCUUUCGGAAAA
Messenger RNA from Setaria italica (foxtail millet), 1730 nucleotides. Its product is annotated as probable glucan 1,3-beta-glucosidase A. The coding region runs from base 1 to 1533 and encodes 510 amino acids. NCBI's taxonomy places the organism in Eukaryota, Viridiplantae, Streptophyta, Magnoliopsida, Poales, Poaceae. Gene Ontology annotation, cellular component: cytoplasm; actin cytoskeleton. The transcript is spliced from 8 exons. Gene Ontology annotation, biological process: actin filament bundle assembly; carbohydrate metabolic process; establishment or maintenance of cell polarity. Gene Ontology annotation, molecular function: hydrolase activity, hydrolyzing O-glycosyl compounds; actin filament binding; protein-macromolecule adaptor activity. The record is from RefSeq and is a predicted model, not a curated record.